GUUUCCCCUGGCACGACCAUUGCAUUCCUCUCGCCUUUUUUGCUUGUCCGUUCCGCUCCUUGUUGAUUCUACCACCAUGAGUGCCGCCGAUACCGAAAGCUACGCCUUUUCCGCGGAUAUCAACCAGCUCCUUUCGUUGAUCAUCAACACGUUCUAUUCCAACAAGGAAAUCUUUCUCCGCGAAUUGAUCUCCAACGCGUCCGAUGCCCUCGACAAGAUCCGCUACCAGUCCCUCACGGACUCCUCCGUCCUGGACACGGAGCCCGAACUACAGAUCAAGCUCACUGCCGACAAGGCCAACAACACCUUGACGAUUGAGGACUCGGGCAUUGGCAUGACCAAGGUUGAUCUCGUCAACAACCUCGGAACCAUUGCCAAGUCCGGAACCAAGGCCUUCAUGGAAGCCCUCUCCGCCGGAGCCGACAUUUCCAUGAUUGGACAGUUCGGAGUGGGCUUCUACUCGGCCUACCUCGUCGCCGAUAAGGUCGAAGUCACCUCCAAGCACAACGACGACGACGCGCACGUCUGGAGUUCCGAAGCCGGCGGCUCCUUCACCGUCGUCAAGGCCGAAGACCCGGGUUUCAACCGUGGUACCCGCAUCGUCUUGCACCUCAAGGAAGACAUGUCCGAGUACCUCGAAGAAAAACGCGUCAAGGAACUCGUCAAGAAGCAUUCCGAGUUUAUCGGAUUCCCCAUCAAACUGUACACCGAAAAGACCACCGAAAAGGAAGUCACCGAUGAUGAAGACGAUGACGAGGAAGACGCCGACGAUGAUGACAAACCCAAGGUGGAAGAAGUCGACGACGAAGAAGACGCCAAGAAGGAAAAGAAAACCAAAAAAAUCAAAGAAGUCAGCCACGAAUGGGAACACCUCAACAACACCAAACCCAUCUGGAUGCGCAAACCCGACGAUGUCUCCCAAGACGAGUACGUGGCCUUUUACAAGUCCGUUUCUAACGAUUGGGAAGAACACGCUGCCGUCAAGCACUUUUCCGUCGAAGGUCAACUCGAAUUCCGUGCCAUCUUGUUUACUCCCAAGCGUGCUCCCUUUGACAUGUUCGACGGCGGUAGCAAGAAAAAGCACAACCACAUCAAGCUCUACGUCCGUCGAGUCUUUAUCAUGGACAACUGCGAAGAUAUCUUGCCUGAAUGGUUGCAGUUUGUCCGGGGUAUCGUUGACUCGGAGGAUCUUCCCCUUAACAUUUCGCGCGAAACGCUCCAGCAGAAUAAGAUUCUACGUGUCAUCAAGAAGAACCUGGUCAAGAAGUGUAUCGAGAUGUUCAACGAUUUGACCGAAAACGAGGACGCCUACAAAAAGUUUUACGAAGCCUUUAGCAAAAACCUCAAGCUCGGCAUUCACGAAGACUCGACCAACCGCGCCAAGAUUGCCAAGCUCUUGCGUUACCAUUCCACCAAGUCGGGCGAAGAAAUGACCUCACUCGACGACUAUGUGGGCCGUAUGGACGACAAACAACCCGGAAUCUACUACGUGACGGGCGAAUCCAAGCGCGCCGUCGAAACCUCGCCGUUUUUGGAGCGCCUCAAGAAGAAGGGAUACGAAGUCCUUUUCAUGGUGGACCCCAUUGACGAGUAUGCAGUUCAACAACUCAAGGAGUUUGAAGGCAAGAAGCUCAUCAGUGCCACCAAGGAAGGUCUCGAAAUCGAGGAAGACGAGGACGAGAAGAAGGCCUUUGAGGAAGCCAAAACCAAGGCAGAAUCCCUCUGCAAACUCAUGAAGGAAGUCCUCGACGACAAGGUCGAAAAGGUGGUCGUGUCUUCCCGCUUGGCCGAUUCUCCUUGCGUUCUCGUUACCGGCGAGUACGGCUGGACCGCCAAUAUGGAACGUAUCAUGAAGGCUCAGGCCCUUCGUGACGCCACCCAGUCGUCCUACAUGUCUUCCAAAAAGACCAUGGAAAUCAACCCCCAGAACUCGAUUAUUGUAGCUCUUCGUGAAAAGGCUGAGGCCGACCAGAGCGACAAGACCGUUAAGGAUCUUAUUUGGCUCUUGUACGAUACGUCACUCCUUACGAGUGGAUUCUCUCUCGAUGAGCCUGCGACCUUUGCGUCCCGCAUUCAUCGCCUCGUCAAGUUGGGUCUCUCCAUUGACGAUGAUGGUGCCGAUGGCGACGAUGACGAGAUGGACGACUUGCCGCCUUUGGACGGGGAUGACGAAAACGAGGAGUCUGCCAUGGAACAGGUCGACUAAACCUGGUGGCCCGGUUUUACGUUACGCAACUAGACAAGAGACUUUUUCACCACCACCGUAGGGAAAUAAAAUAAGCAAUUGUAGAGAACGA
Messenger RNA from Phaeodactylum tricornutum CCAP 1055/1, 2297 nucleotides. RefSeq lists its product with no specific name. The record is from RefSeq and is a predicted model, not a curated record. Lineage: Eukaryota; Bacillariophyta; Bacillariophyceae; Surirellales; Neidiaceae. The transcript has 3 exons. Gene Ontology annotation, cellular component: plasma membrane; protein-containing complex; perinuclear region of cytoplasm. The coding region runs from base 77 to 2206 and encodes 709 amino acids. Gene Ontology annotation, biological process: protein stabilization; cellular response to heat; protein folding. Gene Ontology annotation, molecular function: ATP-dependent protein folding chaperone; ATP hydrolysis activity; ATP binding.